Messenger RNA from Styela clava, 1551 nucleotides. RefSeq names its product isatin hydrolase-like. NCBI's taxonomy places the organism in Eukaryota, Metazoa, Chordata, Ascidiacea, Stolidobranchia, Styelidae. The record is from RefSeq and is a predicted model, not a curated record. Gene Ontology annotation, molecular function: arylformamidase activity.
AACAAUAUUUUUUUCUAUACACAAUAGAACGUUUGUUACAGUAUUGCAAUAUUUAAAUUGUGCAAGAUAGAUCAAGAAAUCGGUGAAGAUGGAUAUCUAUAGAUGUAUGAUUGUUUUCGUCGGCAUUUUUGCUAUCUGUCAUGCAAAAUGUUGGCCAAGAUCAAACUGGGCAAGACUGAGAAUUGAUACUGCCAAUGUUGUGGAUCUUACGCAUGAAAUGAAUGAAACUUCGUCAUUGUGGCCGACUAUUACGGAAUAUGGAUUCAAAAUGAUGGAUAUAUUCAAAGGAAUUCUCACAAAUGGACCGUUUAAGUUCUUUCUUUAUUCAAAUUAUUUCACAACAAAUUCGUUAACGGGCACUCAUGCAGAUGCACCACUUCAAUUCAAUGAAUUGGGAAAAUCGGCAAAAGAUUUUGAAAUGAAAGAGAUGAUCGCCCCAGGCGUGGUGAUUGAUUUAGUCAAGGAUGGCGAUCCUGUGCCGAGAACAUCAUUUAUCUCAAAAGCAGAUAUAAAAGCAUGGGAGAGAAAGCAUGGACGAAUUCGCUCUGGAACAAUUGUUUUAUUCCGCACGGGGUACGGUCAAUACUACUGGAGCGAUAGAGAUGCUUAUCUCGGAACAAAGUUUCGUGGUCUAGACGCUCGGUAUGUUCUUCAGACUCCGGGUAUUGAUCCAGAAGCAGCGAAAUGGCUACUUGAAGAGAGAUGUAUUGCUGCUGUGGGGAUUGAUAAUUACACUGUUGAUAACGGACAAGAUCACGGAUUUCACACACAUAAAGUCUUCGCUGAUGCUAACGUUGCUGUUUAUGAAGACCUGGCGAAUUUAGAAAAAUUACUGGAUAAACCAAAGGGAUUUUAUGUUUUUGCGAUGCCAUUGAAGAUUAAAAAUGGUGUUGGAUCACCUGCAAGAAUUAUUGCAUUUUUGCAAAACUAAGUUGAAAAUCAUAGGAAAUGAGUCGGAUAUUUCUGAACAUUGAGGUUUCCAAAAUAUUCAAAAUUAUUCACAUUCCAUGCUGAAAGCUAGAAUUAUAUUAUGAUGCUUAGAAUUUGUGAAAUGUAUAUACCCAGUAAAAAAAUGUUUAAUUGUUUGCUGUAAAUGUAAUUAUUCAAUGAAAGAAAUUGUAGUAAUUUUGCAAUAAUGGCAAUUUGCACCCAAGGUUGGGAAUAUCCCAAGUUAGUUGACUUGACGGCAAUCACAUCAAUCCUAACAAAAAUACUGAUGCUGUCAAUCGAAUCAUUAACUAAUUUAGUUAUAUUAUCCAAUUUAAAGGCCCUCUAUAAUUUUUUCUUUACAGCCCAAAUUCUUUCUACUUGUUUCCCAUUCCCACAUGAAUAAAGUUGGUUCGAACAAUCAUCGACUCUGCGCAGCGUUUUUGAGGAGAGAUUUGAUUUAAAUUGAGCAAGUUUGUUGCUCGGUUCAGAAUUUAUCGGAAAAACUUGUAAACAUGAUGAGAUGAUUUAAUGCCACGUGGGAUUAGUGUAAUGUUAUUUGGGCUAAGUGUUUAGAUCAGUUUUCUCAACCUUAGAGUCGCAUGCUCUCAACUAUACUUCCUG